AUGUCCUCUGUUGACAAAAUGGACGAUGGCUCACCAGAGCAAAUCGUCUAUGAGAAAAACGUCAUGCCGGUCACUGUGCACAAUUUCGAUGAAAAAGUGCACGAUCUAGCCGAGAAACUUGUGGCCAGUGGUGAUGAAAUGGCACCGAUUGAAGAUAUCGAGUACGUGAUGGACAAGAUCAACACUCUGACCAUUGAUGAGUGCAAGACUAUCAUCGAAAAUCUUCUCAAGGACCAUGAGUAUGACUACAAUUUCGGUAAUGCCUUGCGAGAGAAGCUUUCCCGCCUGAUUGAGGGACCUUCUGAGGGGCAAGAUCCCGAGGAAUGGGAGCUGCAGCUGAAGACUGAGACUGCGUUGAAUCACUUCUACUCGCCAUACCCAGAGGUGCGAGCCGUUUCUACGCCCACGGAUGAUCCGAACAUUCCUUGCGAGACCAUCCGUGCUCACUUGCUUGGCUACAUGUGGGCCGUUAUUGCUCAAUUCACCAAUUCUCUUUUCAAUUCGCGCUAUCCUAUCAUCACUCUAGGAUCUUCUGUGGCGCAAAUCCUGCUAUAUCCAUGUGGUCUAUUCCUUGCAAAGGUUCUCCCAGACUGGGGAUUCAUGUUGGGUGGCAAAAGAGUUUCUCUCAAUCCUGGUCCCUGGACGUACAAGGAACAGGUGCUUUCCACAAUCAUCAUCGACGUUGGUUUGACUUCUGCCUAUUGCUUCUGGAAUAUUCAGACCCAGACCGUCUACUACAAGGACACUUGGCUUACCCCGGGAUACGAAAUUCUACUCUUGCUGUCAACCCAGCUCAUGGGACUUGGGUUUUCUGGACUGCUUCGUCGCUUUGUGGUUUACCCAAUCGAAGCUUUGUGGCCCAACAUCCUGCCCACUUUGGCCCUGAACAGAGCGCUACUGGUCCCUGAGAAGAAGGAAUUCAUCAGCGGGUGGAGUAUCUCACGGUAUAAAUUCUUCUUCUUGGUCUUUUGCAGCAUGUUCGUCUACUUCUGGUUCCCAGACUAUAUUUUCCAAGCUCUGAGCUACUUCGGAUGGAUGACCUGGAUCGCACCAAACAACUUCAACUUAAACAUGAUAACGGGCUCCAUUAACGGCCUCGGGUUCAAUCCUAUCUCGUCAUUUGACUGGAAUGUCAUAGCCGUGUAUUCAUACCCGCUCACCUAUCCGUUCUUUGCAUACACCCAGCAGUUUCUGGGCACACUUUUGGGUGGUUUCAUCAUCAUCGCAUUGUACUGGUCCAACACCAACUGGACAGCGUAUCUCCCUCCAAACUCGUCUGAUAUUUUCGACAACACUGGUAACUCUUAUAAUGUUACAAGGGUGAUCAAUAGCAAAACCGGAGCUCUCAAUGAAGAGGCCUACCAGGCAUACUCUCCUGCUUUCUACAGCGCGGGAAAUCUCCUGGUGUAUGGCGCAUUCUUUGCUUUCUACCCACUUACGAUGGUCUUCAUAGUCCUGGACUCCUGGCGACCACUUCUCAGAGCUUACAAGUCCAUGACGGGGGCUGCUAUCUCAUCCACUAGGAGCCUCGUCAUCGGUCUCAAGAAUGCAACUAAAUCUCUUGUCAAGGGCAAUGUGCGUAAGGCAAGUCGACAUUUGCACAAAAGUUUGAAUGAGGGCAGCUCGAUUUAUGACGGUUUUGAUGACCCAUUCACCAAGCUGAUGCGCAAUUAUCCUGAAGUCCCUGACUGGUGGUUCUUGAUUAUCGCUUUGAUCGCUUUCAUCUUUGCCAUCAUCAUUUUAACUAGCUGGCCUCAGCUUGGGGCUCCUAUCUGGACUAUCUUUUUUGUAAUUGGUCUCAAUUUGGUCUUCCUGAUCCCGAUGUCGUACCUCUACGCAAUCUCAGGUACAACAGAAGGGCUGAACGUCGUUACAGAGCUUAUCGUUGGAUAUGCUCUGCCUGGACAUCCAGAGGCACUGAUGUUCGUGAAAGCCUUUGGAUACAACAUCAACGGCCAAGCGGAUAAUUACAUUUCUGAUCAGAAGAUGGGUUUCUAUGCCAAAGUGCCUCCUCGAGCCAUGUACCGUGGUCAAGUAACGAGCGCCAUCAUCACGGCCCUUGUCGCCUAUGGGGUUGUGCAAUUCGCCGAUAACGAUAUUCCGGGCAUUUGUACUUCGGACCAGCCUUCUGAAUUCAACUGUGAAGAUGGCUCAGAAAUUUACUAUUCAUCAUCGGUCAUCUGGGGUGCUAUAGGUCCGACGAGAAUCUUCAACCAAUUCUACCCAACUAUGAAAUAUACUUUUCUGCUGGGAUUCCUCCUUGCGAUUGUGUGGUGGGUCGCGAAACGAUUUGGAUCGUAUUUCCGGGACGCGUGCAGGUCUAAAUUGCCUGACGGUAUUUUCAAGCCGAUCAAUGCGUUGGUUUUCACACCAAUCUCGUGGCUCAAGCACGUCCAUCCAUCACUCAUCUUCAAUGGAUUCUUGUGGUGGGCCCCCGUCAACCUUACUUACUUCAUGGGUGGUCUCUACAUUUCUGCUACUUUUAUGUUCUACAUAAAGAGGUACCAGACUCCAUGGUGGGAAAAGUACAACUAUGUCCUCGCGGCGGCUCUCACUGGCGGUGUCGCAUUCUCCGGCAUUAUUAUUUUCUUCGCCGUACAGUAUCAUCCAGAAUCGAUCAGCUGGUGGGGUAACAACGUGCUUGACGCGACAAUUGACGGCGGUAUUGGCCAGCAGGCUUUUAUUACCGACCUACCUGUUAAGGGAUAUUUCGGUCCCGACUCGUGG
Messenger RNA from Penicillium pulvis, 2727 nucleotides. RefSeq lists its product as uncharacterized. The record is from RefSeq and is a predicted model, not a curated record. The transcript has 2 exons. Gene Ontology annotation, biological process: transmembrane transport. Lineage: Eukaryota; Fungi; Ascomycota; Eurotiomycetes; Eurotiales; Aspergillaceae. Gene Ontology annotation, molecular function: oligopeptide transmembrane transporter activity. The annotation marks the transcript as partial.